CCGCGGACUCCUGAACGUGCCUGAACCGUCAUUUAAUUUAAACUAUGACGCUUGUCUAUGUUCUCUGGUUCAUCUUCAGUACGUGUGUUUCAUAGUUUCGUCUGGUGUAUUUCAUCGCUUGCCGUUGGCGUCCUCACAUCAACAAACAUAACCUCACUUUCCGGUUUACCGACCCCCGAUUUUUGGUUACCGUUUCGCAAAAAUGGCCAACGCGAACACAGACUUGACCGAAGAAGACGCCGCGGACUUGCAGUUCCCCAAAGACGAGGCCCCCUCUUCGCUUUUCAGUGAAAGCGACAGUGUGUGCGCGAAUUGUGCGUCCGAGUUAGUGUGCCCCCAUAUAUUUUGUGCGCUGUGUAAAAUCGACAUUUGCGUGGGGUGUUUUUCGCGCGGGGCGGAGUUCGGGGGCCACAAAAACGACCACGAUUACCACAUUCUCAGAGACAGUUUUAACUUGUUUGAAAAUAGUGACUGGACGGCGAAAGAGGAGGAGGUGCUCCUGGAGGCUUUGCAGAGGUACGGGAACUGGAAUUUAGUGGCGAAGGAGCUCCCGAAUCGGACUAUUCGGGAGAUUAAAACCCACUAUGAUCAGUUUUAUUUAGAGAGACGGGGGUCUGAUAAUUUACCAAAGAUUAAAGAGACUGGGGCGUCGGUGUUUAUAGAGCCGAUUGUUCCGUAUAGAUUUAGGAUCAAUGAUACGGAGGAGCCCCCUCGCUAUUCUCCGAACACGGUGGGGUACAAGUCUUUGGCGGGUUAUAACCCUGCUAGGUCCGACUUUGAAUGUGAGUUUGACUCGACUGCUGAAGAUUUAUUGUCGAAUUUAAAAUCCACGGAACGCGAUGACCCCCAUUUUGAACUUAUAACGAAUUUGCAGUGUGGGAUGAUCGGGGCUUAUAAUAGGCGACUCGUGGAGCGCCAGCGCUGGAAAAAAAUUAUUCGAAGUCACGGGUUGAUCGUCCCCCGGAAACUACAAGCCUGGUUGCACCGCUACGACGUCACUAUCACUCGACCAGUGUACGAAAAGCUGAUUCGUUUCAUGCAAUUUUGUACCCCCGUGCAGUUCGAGAUGUUAAUGGAGGGGCUGCACCGAAGCGGCGAGCUCAAGAUACAAAUAAUAAGACUGUGCGAACUGCGGCAGAGGGGCAUCACGUCUCUAUCCGACGCCCGGUUGUACCUCAAGCUCAAACAAGUCCACGAUCAGUGUGAAACUGAACUGAAAUCGUUCCACUCCAACGCCCAAUUCAACUGGAAACUCUCCAACCGCAACCUCCCCGUGGACCUCCCUUUCACCAAAAAGAAGUCCGGUUUCACCCCCAUCGAGAUCGUCGGGAUGCCCGGCUACGAAAAGCUCACCCCCUCAGAGCGCGAUUUAUGCCGCACCGUGCGCCUCGUCCCCAUCAGCUACCUCGAGCUCAAAGACAUCCUGGUUUCCGAGAACAAGAAAAUGGGCUCCAUCAAGCUCAAAACCGCCCGCAAAAUUCUCAAAAUCGACGUGAAUAAAACGCGCCGUUUGUACGAUUUUCUGGUGCAAGAGGGUUACAUUGUUAAGCCUGCGUCUUGAUUAAUAUAGUUUUUGAAUUGAGUCGUUUGUCGUUUUUGUUUAGUUUUAAUGUUGGGACC
Zophobas morio is the source of this 1620-nucleotide messenger RNA. Its product is annotated as DNA-directed RNA polymerase II subunit Rpb4-like. The transcript is spliced from 2 exons. The record is from RefSeq and is a predicted model, not a curated record. Gene Ontology annotation, cellular component: SAGA-type complex; RNA polymerase II, core complex; nucleus. Lineage: Eukaryota; Metazoa; Arthropoda; Insecta; Coleoptera; Tenebrionidae. Bases 203 to 1561 code for a protein of 452 amino acids. Gene Ontology annotation, molecular function: chromatin binding; translation initiation factor binding; nucleotide binding. Gene Ontology annotation, biological process: regulation of transcription by RNA polymerase II; chromatin remodeling; transcription initiation at RNA polymerase II promoter.